UUUUAAACAGUAUUAUUUUGCUUGUGUUUUGAACCGGUUAUUGCUACGGAGCCAAUCACGUGAGUGUGGAAAUGUAUCGUAAAUGUUGGUAGACAUUACUGGCACUUGCUUAGUUUCGACAUUCUGUCGCGCCACGAUUCAAGAACGAAGAGGAUUCGUAUUUCGUGAAGAAUACCAGCAACAUGGUUUCGUUCGGUAAUAGCAAAACCACCUCGUUGCUUUAUACAAUCGUUGGUCUGGCAGUAUACGCGUCGAUCAUUCAAGCAGAACUGAGACAAGUGAACGUGAUAUUCAGACACGGUGACAGAGCGCCGGAUGAUACUCCCCUCGAAAUGUAUCCAAACGAUCCCUACAUCAAUUUCGAUUUUUAUCCAGAGGGUCGAGGUCAGCUGACUAAUCAAGGAAAACUGCGAGAAUUCAAACUGGGAAGGGUGCUCAACGAAAUGUACUCAGGUUUCUUGGGGGAUCUCUAUACAGCGCAGUCCGUCUCUGCUCUGAGCUCGGAUUAUGACAGAACCAAGAUGUCCUUGCAACUCGUCCUGGCAGCGCUUUUCCCACCAAACACAGAACAAAAGUGGAACUCACGUUUGAAUUGGCAACCGGUUCCCGCGAGAUACUUGCUUCGCGUUGAAGACAAUAUCUUCCUGCCCGACGAUUGUCCCGGCUAUUUGGCAGAAUACAACCGAGUCUUGAAUUCGCCCGAGGGAAGAGCAGCGUUGUCGAAGUUCGACGGGUUUAUGCAACAAUUGACAACAUGGACAGGAAAGAACAUAAGUACCCCAUUGGAUAUGUACUAUCUCUACCAUACACUGAUGGCCGAAUACUCUCGCGGCCUUCCUUUGCCAUCGUGGACGCGUUCGAUUUUCCCUGAUGGCGAAUUGAAAAAUGCAACUAUAUUCGCUUAUGAUAUUGGCAGUGCCACACCUACGCUUAAGAAGCUGUACGCGGGACCGUAUCUCCUUCUAGUCACGAGAACCAUGCUGAACCUCAUUACCGGAACAGCUCAAAAUCCGCGAAAGAUGUACCUGUACAGUGGACACGAGACUAAUAUUGCUGCAGUUUUGCACGCGUUGGAUGUCUACAAGCCUCACGUUCCUGCAUAUUCCAGUGCUGUGAUAAUGGAGCUCCAUGAAAUAAAUGGGGAUUUUUACGUCAAGGUUCUCCAUUACUUGGGCAUACCGUCUAGAGUUGAAGAGGUUAAAUUACCGAACUGCGAUAUUAUGUGUCCUCUGGAUAUGUAUUUGCAAAUGACCGAGGACUUGAUGCCGACGCAAGAGGAGCUAACGUGCGACAAGGGUACAACGAACAUGUCGGAGGAAGUAGAUAUAAUAAGAUUCAAUACGAUAGUCGCAUCAAGAAUAUCUAAGGCAAAUACAAACUAAACGAAAAGUUCAAACGUAACAUUUUGAGAUGACCCUCGUCUCGCUAAACCAAAGAGAAAAUGUCUACGGAAAUGCUAAAUGUAAUUUUCUAGUUAAAGCGUGUCUAGCAUCUUAAUUAAUUUUUGCUGCCGCAACAGAAACUUUCUCUGCGACUAGAGAUAUUUAUAUAAUAUAUAUUUAUUUAUAAACUUUAUGUACGUACUUGUACACGUCAAUACAUAUAUGUAAACUUUGAGUUUCUUUUUAAUAAAUAGUGUCUAAAUUA
Messenger RNA from Megalopta genalis, 1647 nucleotides. It is a transcript of the gene Acph-1, whose product is annotated as venom acid phosphatase. Gene Ontology annotation, molecular function: phosphatase activity. The record is from RefSeq and is a predicted model, not a curated record. Gene Ontology annotation, biological process: dephosphorylation. Lineage: Eukaryota; Metazoa; Arthropoda; Insecta; Hymenoptera; Halictidae.